Messenger RNA from Calypte anna (Anna's hummingbird), 2435 nucleotides. RefSeq names its product synaptotagmin 12 (gene SYT12). Bases 173 to 1441 code for a protein of 422 amino acids. Gene Ontology annotation, molecular function: phosphatidylserine binding; SNARE binding; calcium ion binding. The transcript is spliced from 8 exons. Gene Ontology annotation, biological process: regulation of dopamine secretion; cellular response to calcium ion; regulation of calcium ion-dependent exocytosis. Lineage: Eukaryota; Metazoa; Chordata; Aves; Apodiformes; Trochilidae. The record is from RefSeq and is a predicted model, not a curated record.
GGGCGGGCGGAGGGGCGGGACGGAGCCCUCCCCCCCCUCGGUGGAGCCUCCCGGCCCCGCCCGCAGUCCCCGCUCCGCCGGCCGCGGCCCCCCCGCAGCCCCCCGCCAUCGGCCGCAAAAUGCACCUUUUUUCCCCAAAGGAGCGGCUGUCCCGCUAGAGGCAGCGUGAGCCAUGGACACUGCGCAGAUGAGCAGAGCCCCAGUAAACGUGGCCUCCAGCCCGCCCCGCUGGGAGAUCGGCAUCUACGCCACGGGGGCUCUGGUGCUGCUGGGGGUCGCUGCCCUCAACCUCUGGAAGCUUUGGCGCUCCGGCACUUACCCGGCACCCUCCCCCUUCCCCAACUACGACUAUCGGUACCUGGAGCAGAAAUACGGGGCUGCCUGCGAGGAUGUCAGGCACAAGCGUGGGAUGGUCCUGGGCUCACAGAGGGUCCUGGAGAAGACCUCACCCAUCCGCAAGCCCAGCCUGAGGGUGGAUGACACCUUUGAGAGCAUCAACGAGCUGGGGAGCCUGGAGCUGAUGAGCAAAGACCUGGGCUUGGCCCACUACGGCCCCUUGAAGAAAUCCAUCUCGGCCGACUCCCUCAGCUCCAUCUCCUCCAUCGGGAACAACUUUGGCCAGGACUUCACGGUGGGGCAGGUGGAGGUCUCCAUGGAGUACGACGGGAAGGCGGCCGCCCUGCACGUGACCCUGCUGCAGGGCAAGGACCUUCUGGAGAAGGAGGACGCUCACUUCGAGUCCUGCUUCAUCCGCAUCAGCCUCCUCCCCGCCGAGCAGAUCGUCGGCAUCUCCCGGAUCCAGCGCAGUGCCUACUCCGUGGCCUUUGAUGAGCACUUCUCCAUCCCUCUGGACCCCUCGGCUCUGGAGGAGAACGUUCUGCGCUUCUGCGCCUUCGGCAUCGACGAGGACGAGCGCAGCGUCAGCACCGGCCUGGCCGAGAUCAAACUCUCAGACCUGGACCUGACCACCCGGCCCUUCACUGCCUGGCUCUACCUGCAGGACACCAACAAGGCAGUGGACACAGUGGGGGAGAUCCUGCUCUCCCUGAGCUACCUGCCCACGGCUGAGCGCCUGACAGUGGUGGUGGUCAAAGCCAAGAACCUGGUGUGGACCAAUGGCAAAGUGACCGCAGACCCCUUUGUCAAGGUGUACCUGCUGCAGGAUGGCAGGAAGAUCAGCAAGAAGAAGACAGCGGUGAAGAGGGACGACACCAACCCCGUGUUCAACGAGGCCAUGAUCUUCUCAGUGCCAGCCAUCGUGCUCCAGGACCUGUCCCUGCGGGUGACGGUGGCCGAGUGUGGUGAGGACGGCCGAGCCGACAACACGGGGCACGUCCUGAUCGGCCCCACAGCCAGUGGGAUGGGCACCACGCACUGGAACCAGAUGCUGGCCACGCUGAGGAAACCCAUCUCCAUGUGGCACCCCCUCCGCAGGAACUAACGGGGACCCCCAGGGGUCUGCACCCCAGCACCGGGCAGGGGGGCUCAGCCCAGAGCUGCUGAUGUGGCACAGUCCUGAGGAGCACCCAGUGAGACUUUGGCUCUGCACACCUGAGUGGGCUUCACACCUGGGUGGGCUUCACACCCGGGUGGGCUUCACACCUGAGUGGGCUUCGCAUGCACUGGAGGGACCCACCUGGAGAGGAUCCCCCCUUCAAAAGGACCCAGACCAGCAGCAAUCUCCCCAAACUGCUCCCCAGCAUCCCACCCACCCCAUGGCACCCACUGUGCCCCCCCCCGAGAGCUGCCGGGAGGGGGGUCUGCUCUGGGAGGUGGAUUUUGGUCAAAGAGAGGGGAAAUGGAGAAGGGGGGGAUAAAGUCCCAGCUUGGUGUGGUUUUUCUCAGCACGUGUGGUUUCUCGGGUGGGUUUGGUUGGGGCUGCUCAGAACUGCACAGCAAAUUCCUAAUUUUUAUUUUUUUUUUAAGGCAAAUCUCACUACUUGAGGGACAGUUUAUACAGCUCUUGGUCCUGGAGUCCUGCUGGGACCCGCUCCUCCCAGAGCUCACUCAGUUUGUCUGAAAUGUGGGUGCAGAGGGGACCAUCCUGACCAGGGGCAGGAGCAAGAGACUCCCCAGUUUUAUAAUUUUUAAGCCUAACUCCUCUUCCAGAAGGAGGGAGGAGAAAAAGCUCUUUGGAUCCCAUCUGCUCCUGACUUGGCCCCUCUGUAAGGUUUGGGGUUGAGAGGGGUCUGGGGGGCUGUGCUGGAGCUCCCCCCUGCUGGGGGCUGCCCUGGGGACACCCCUGCCCUGCUGGGACCCCACAGGGAAAUCUGGGGGUGUUUGGGGCUCUUUGCCAGAGGAGGUGGAGGGGUUUGGGGAUGCUGGGGGCAGGGGGUGCUGGGAUGCUGUAAGCAGGGGGGAAACAAAAAAGAAAAACACCAAAUUGAGCCAUUUAGCACAGAUUAAAGACCCCAGGGUGGUGGUACCCCUUGCUG